Nematolebias whitei (Rio pearlfish) is the source of this 710-nucleotide messenger RNA. Its product is annotated as troponin I, slow skeletal muscle. The record is from RefSeq and is a predicted model, not a curated record. NCBI's taxonomy places the organism in Eukaryota, Metazoa, Chordata, Actinopteri, Cyprinodontiformes, Rivulidae. The transcript has 8 exons. Bases 71 to 637 code for a protein of 188 amino acids. Gene Ontology annotation, biological process: muscle contraction. Gene Ontology annotation, cellular component: troponin complex.
UUCUCGUCUCCAUCACUUUGUCUCUGCAUCUGCAUCGUCAAGACACAAAGGGUUAAUUAAAAUUGCCAAGAUGCCUGACAAGCCACCUGAGAGGAAAUCUAAAAUCUCAGCUUCUCGUAAGCUCAUGCUGAAGAGCUUGAUGGUUGCAAGGGCCAAAGAGGAGCUGGAGCAGGAGAUGGUAGAAAAAGAAGAGCAAAAAGCAAAGUACCUGGAAGAGAAAGUUCCUUCCAUUCAGAUGUCUGGCAUGUCAAUAACAGAGCUGAAGGCACUGUGUGAAGAGCUGCAUGCCAAGUUAGACGUAGUGGACGAGGAGCGAUAUGACAUCGAAGCCAAGGUCCUACACAACACCAGAGAGAUCAAAGACCUGAACAUCAAGGUGCUGGACCUGCGAGGGAAGUUCAAGAAGCCCAAUCUGAGAAGAGUCAGGGUCUCUGCUGACGCCAUCCUGCGCUCCCUGCUCGGAUCCAAACACAAGGUGUCCAUGGACCUCCGAGCUAACCUCAAAUCUGUCAAGAAGGAGGACACGGAAAAGGAAAAGACGGUGGAGGUGAGCGAUUGGAGGAAGAAUGUCGAAGCCAUGUCAGGCAUGGAAGGCCGUAAAAAGAUGUUCGAUGCGGCAAAAGGCCAAAACCAGUAAAAACAACGUCUAUUAAAAAUAAAAUGACAGCGUUUUUUUUUUUAUUAUCAAACAUCAUAACUUUUACUCCACU